GGUAUACAGACUGCUAUGUAGUGUUGUGUACUUCACAUUUGGACAACUGUAGUGUAUCAUCCGGGUAUUCUGUGCAUUCAGACAGUUCUAAUAACGUGGACAUGAUGCCUACUACAUAUAGUGCCAAAUGAGAUAGGGUGUAGGGUGGUUGUGUACCGCUUUCCACACAGCCCGUAAACGUAGUGUAUGCGCGACAAGGUUUGUUUUCUAUCCGGAGAGCAGCGAACAUGGACAGAAAUGCAGUGGUUAAAGUGGGCGCGAUGGCGAGCGUCACUAUGUGCGCGCUGUUCGGCGGAGUCGUGCUCGCUCAGUACAUUUUCACCAAAAAACAGAGAGCAGGGAAGAAAACCAAGAUAAUCGAGAUGAUGCCAGAGUUUGAGAAGAGCACAGUUCACAUCAGAGACCCUGAGAGGGUGGAGCAGAUUAUCUGCAGUCUCAUUAAAGGUGGAGCAUCGAAACUGCAGAUCAUCACAGAUUUUGAUAUGACGUUAAGCAAGUUUGCUGUCAAUGGAAAACGUUGCCCAACAUGUCAUAAUAUCAUUGACAACUGCAAGCUGGUGACAGAAGAAUGUAGGAAGAAGCUGCUUCAACUAAAGGAGACGUAUUAUCCAAUAGAGAUAGACCCUCAUCUGACCAUGGAGGAGAAAUAUCCAUUUAUGGUGGAGUGGUAUUUUAAGUCUCACACAUUAUUGGUAGAACAAAGAUUGCAAAAGGACAAACUUCCAGAGGUCGUGAGAGAGUCAGAUGUCUGUCUAAGGGAAGGGUACGAGCAAUUCUUUGACCGGCUGCACCAGCACAGCAUCCCUGUGUUCAUUUUUUCCGCGGGUCUGGGAGAUGUGCUGGAGGAAAUUAUCAGAAAAGCUGGCGUCUACCACACCAACGUUAAAGUUGUGUCCAACUUCAUGGACUUUGAUGAUAAUGGGGUUCUGAAAGGCUUUAAAGGAGAGCUGAUCCAUGUUUACAACAAGCAUGACGGUGCCCUGAGGAACACAGAGUAUUUCAAACAACUGAAGGACAAUGGAAAUGUUAUUCUGCUCGGAGACUCUCUCGGUGAUCUCAAUAUGGCAGAUGGCGUGCCCAACGUAGAGCACAUCCUCAAAAUCGGCUUUCUUAAUGAUAAGGUAGAAGAAUGGUUAGAAAAGUACAUGGAAUCUUACGAUAUAGUUCUGGUGAGGGAUGAAACACUGGAAGUGCCUAAUUCCAUACUACAGAAGAUCUUAUAAUAGACACCGCAGAGCCACCGGCCCACAGCACAGCCUGCGAGGAAAAGACUCAAAUUCCAGGAUAUUCAGAGUCACCUGGAUAAUUCCAGCACUGAGGCCAGCCUUCAUGUGUCGACAUGUCUCACAUGCUCACAAGCCAUACAUACUUCACCCUUUGACCUUUUUAAAGUUGUGUCCUCUCAUCAUAAUGAACUAUUUUAAUAAACACAUACAUCUGUAAACGAAUAUCAAAGGAAAAAUGUCAUUUGCAUAAUGGUAAAAAAUUGUUUUUAGAUAUUUUUGAUAUGGAAAUUCAGUGUUUGCAAUAAAAGUUGGGACAGUGAACAGUACAAAGCCCAACUGACAUAUCACAUUCAUCAUCAUUCUUAAAAUGAUGUGCACUUUUAAAGUCUGAAACAUGGAACUUUGCAUGCUCUGAUCAAAAUUAAAACAAUACUGUUAAUUGCUCCAAAAGCCAUGCUGUUUCAUGUAUUGUGUGCUUUGUCUUGUGAGAAUGUGUAAGCAUAAUUUAUCAACCUUUCGGUGUUAAUAUUUGCACAACCUUCUGAUCACCAGUGAGUUGCAGUGCUAGUCGUGACAUGCCUUUGAACAUCAGACCAUCAAACAAGCAAAAUGUCAUGCAAUUACAUACACUCUACUGUGUCUGCAGGUUCCUACAGCUAUCCAAUAAACAAACAGCGUUUAUGCACAUCACAGUUAAGCAGAGAGGGCAAGAGCCCCGACCGCGACGCUGACGUACAGA
Messenger RNA from Sinocyclocheilus grahami, 1965 nucleotides. Its product is annotated as cytosolic 5'-nucleotidase 3-like. The record is from RefSeq and is a predicted model, not a curated record. Bases 228 to 1223 code for a protein of 331 amino acids. NCBI's taxonomy places the organism in Eukaryota, Metazoa, Chordata, Actinopteri, Cypriniformes, Cyprinidae. Gene Ontology annotation, molecular function: 5'-nucleotidase activity; magnesium ion binding. The transcript is spliced from 11 exons. Gene Ontology annotation, cellular component: cytoplasm.